AUGUACUAUUAUCCUUCAGUUUGUGCUAAUAUGAACCCCUCUGCUUGUCUUGAUUUGUAUCCUAUGCAAGAUGACAAGACAAAGUAUUUCCCUAAUGAAAUCCUCCUACAUAACUCUACCACUGCCAACAACAAUGGUAAUGGUGCAAUGAACUUAACAGGACAACAACUUCGUCAGUUACAAUACCAUCAAAUGCUAAAUACCGCUGGCGGUAAGCGCUCUCGUCGUGAUGAUGACGAAGACCAUUCGAUGUCGACCAAUAAUACCGCCCAUGAGGUCCGCAAGUCCAUCAGUGAUAGUAACAUUGUGGUCCAUAAAGACAUGAUGGACACAGACAUGUCCGAUGGUGAUUACAACAGCUAUCAUAAUCAAAACCACGAGCACAACAACAUCAAGCGCCAGUUUCACAAGACCGAAGUUCCUAAGGAAAGCCAGGACUGGCCGGUAUUUCAACAUCCAAAUGGUGGGGUUAUUCAGUUCACUCCCCAUGGAAAUAUCAGAACAUAUUUUGAUGAAAUGAGGGGAGUCGAGGUAAGCGUUAUGGAAAACGAUUCCAGCUUUUUGAACUUUGGAACUUAA
Molecule: messenger RNA, 579 nt
Organism: Saccharomycopsis crataegensis
Lineage: Eukaryota; Fungi; Ascomycota; Saccharomycetes; Ascoideales; Saccharomycopsidaceae
Exons: 1
Coding region: 1-579 (192 amino acids)
Source: RefSeq, a predicted model, not a curated record